CGCAAGAAAACAAAUAAUAGACGGCCUUCUUGAAGCCAAAGUAAUUGUGAUUUGUGGCACAUUGGCCUCCCCCGUACCCAUGGCCCAUCAGGCACACAACAUCCCAUGGACUCUCUUGUCUUCGAAUCUGAAAUGGGCCCCGGCUGGUUCUUGUAAUUGCGGCGCCACGAAUCUUCGCCCCAGAUUGAGACCCAAUCAGGGCAAGGAAUUAACAUACUUCGCCAACGCUUUUGCGAAGAAUAUUGCCGAGCAUUCAGCAUGCGAGCGCAGAAAAUACCCCGAAAAAUAUGAUGAGCCAAGCGCUACGGACGUUAUACUUGAUGAAGAUAUUGUCAAGAAGAUUAUUCCAACUGUCCGCCGAUGGCGCAGCGAGCGUGAGUCGGACUACUGUUGCGGCGGGAAUGCUUGCCGACCUCAUGAGGAUGGAGAGUGUCAAUGCCCUGCUCUCCCGUACGAGGAGAGAAGAGUGUCCGCGUUUUUCCGGGCAAGGGUCAUGAACGACUGCUAUAAGUUUUUUGAAGUUAACAAGGCUGGUUUCUUCAACCUUGAACUUGUCAAGACCUUGAUUUUGCACGGUGAAAUGGACCCUAUCUUACGCGCGAGUGCCCAUCCCCGCGUGAGCCUUAAAGAUUGGUGGCACGAUGGAGAAUGCAUGUGCAUGGAUCCUGAUCUCGGAUGGGACCAACUCUGCGAGAAGGCACUGGCUGCCUACAUGUGUUUGAAUGUGACAUAUUGCUUCCCGGAGAUGUGGGAUGUGGCGUCUGGUAAAACCGAAGAGACCGAUUAUCGCCAUACCAAAUUCUACCAACAUACGCUCAUGAUGUGCACGGAGGUUGGCAUCACCUCAGAUGUUGUGAUGUAUCCACAUCAACAGUUCUUCGGUGCCAUCAACCACAGGUUGGCUUCUGUGGAUGAAAAUCAUCGCUGCGGAAAAUUUCCGUUCGAUAAGUUUCUCGCCUUAAUGGGCUCGACCGAGCACCAGCCGAACUUAUCUGACGUCUGUCUUGUGCGCUGGAUGCUGUGUCGUAAAGGACUCCCUGUCGAGCUGUCAAUAGAGAUAAUGAGAUUUGCCGAAUACGUGCCAAAAGGGACCCUCAAAGUGCCACACGAUCCGUUCCACCCUUCCAACAGCGAAGAACUAGCCCUGUAUCUUAAAUAUUGCUGGCAGAUCCUGGUCCGCUGUGAUAUGAUGGCUAAGGCGCUUGAUAUGAAGAUUCCCUGGCAGAAUCUAAUCACUAAGUGCAUUAUCGAACUAUGGGGCUCCAAAGACUGCUGCUUAAGGAAGUGGUACGAGUGGCUGGGGUCUGGUGAGUAUGAUACUACCCGCUACGAGUUUUUAUAGAGUGCUCUUGAAACGGAAAGUAAAAAAAUAUAGCAGAAAGUUUCCGUUCCUGACAUUUGCACUUGCGAAAUCUGGGGUGAUAUUGAGACUCCAAAAC
Molecule: messenger RNA, 1439 nt
Organism: Xylona heveae TC161
Lineage: Eukaryota; Fungi; Ascomycota; Xylonomycetes; Xylonales; Xylonaceae
Exons: 3
Coding region: 80-1342 (420 amino acids)
Source: RefSeq, a predicted model, not a curated record